Molecule: messenger RNA, 984 nt
Organism: Sugiyamaella lignohabitans
Lineage: Eukaryota; Fungi; Ascomycota; Dipodascomycetes; Dipodascales; Trichomonascaceae
Gene: HSP30
Product: Hsp30p
Exons: 1
Coding region: 1-984 (327 amino acids)
Cellular component (GO): plasma membrane; endoplasmic reticulum
Source: RefSeq, a predicted model, not a curated record
AUGUCUAUCUUAGUUCCAAGAGGAAAUGAAGCUUUGAAGCUCAACCCACCAUUUGGGCUUGAUAUCCAUAUCACUACACAUGGAUCCGAUUGGUAUUGGACAGUCUUUUCAUUAUUUGCCUUGGCAUCUUUGGGUGGUCUAGUGUUUUCACGUAUCGGCCCUCAGACAGGAAGCAAAUUCUUUUACUACAACUACAUGUUCAGUACCUUUGUUCUGUCUAUUGCCUAUUAUACAAUGGCAUCAGAUCUUGGUUGGACAGGAAUUCAGGCUGAGUUUAAUCAUGCUACUGUUGACGACGGUGGACUGGUUCCAGGCAUCAGACAGAUCUUUUACACAAGAUACGUAGGAUGGUUCUUGGCAUUCCCACCUUUGGUUGCAAACUUUGCGGUUCUUAGUGCUCUUCCAAUUUCAACCUCUUUCUUUACAGUCCUUACUGUGGAAGUUUUUGUUGUUAGUCUCCUGAUUGGCUCAUUGAUCCACUCAACAUACAAGUGGGGUUACUUUGUUUUCGCAGUUGUUUCAAUUCUUCUUACUGCCUAUAACUUGUUCUUCUCGUUUAGACGAGCAGCUACUAGUAAUGUCAGUCACAUCACAGGUGCUGUCAAGACUGUCACGUUUGGUGUUAGCGCUGUCGCUGGGUUGAUGUUCUUGUAUCCUCUUUCAUGGGGUCUUUCUGAGGGUGGUAAUGUUAUUCAACCCGAUUCAGAGGCUGUUUUCUACGGAGUCAUCGAUAUCUGCAUGUUCAUUGCUGUACCUACGUUCUUUAUUUUCACCACCAGCACAAUUGAAGCUGAGUCUCUUGGACUUAGAAACUUCAACACUCCGUUGUUCCACAGUGACAACCUCGCUGCUGAGAAGGAAGCAAGAUACUCUGGAGAUACUGCAGUGUCGAAUUUCGCUCCUACUCAACCGGCUGCAGGAACUGAACCAGUUUCUGUUCCAGAACCGGUGGCUACCAACCCCGCAGCUGCCAAUGCUGUUUAA